AUGACACCAGCUCCUCUUGCUCCUACACUUUCUCCUGCUCCUGGGAAAAUCCAAAAGUCCUCUAAACGACAGGUUAAAACCGCCCCUGAAACUAUUGCGAAAGCCCUGCAUUCAAUCCCGGAAUUCAAGAAGCCGCAGACAGGAAAUGGAACGCCUAACGGCCUGUCCCCAUUCAUACGCAAUUCGCCAGAUAGCCUGAACCAGAGUACCGACGCACUAGGUGCUUUUGUACCGCAGAGAGCGACUCUGCCGGAAACUACCAAACCGCAGGGCGGGAGCUGUUGCUCGGGGAAAUCGCAGAAGCCGGCGCCACCCCAACCACAGAGUUCUUGCUGCAAAAAGUCCGAUUCCCCCGUAAUGAAUGGCCUUCCCGCCGGGAAGCCGAGCGAGCACCAGAGUGUUCCUUAUACUUCAUCGCUGAACGGGAACUCUUAUACACCAGUAACGGCACCGCCUCUCUCUCCGUGGCAGGACUUUCAAGUCCCUGGACAAAAUCACUAUAUGCCCCCCUUCUCAUUUGACCAACCGCAAAGUGGAACUUCUGCCUAUACUCAGAAUUAUUUGCCUCAAAUGCCCCAGAAUGGCUCCUUUGCAUUUACCAACGGUGGAAUCUCUGGCAGCAUUGAUUUCAACCCGUCUGUCCUGCCAUCGUCUCUGGCGCACGAGCCUCAAAGCCUCCACCAUCAGGAACCGGGAAGCUUCGACAACAAACCCGAUCAUGACUGUAGCUGCGGUGAAGGCUGUCAAUGCCUUGGCUGUGCUUCACAUCCUUUCAACAAUACCACGAGGCAGCAUGUUCAAGAGAUGGGCUUGUUGGUUACUCUCGAUGGGGAGCAGACUCUGGAAGGGUUCAACGGUUUUCAGAGUCCACCAGUACAUGCCAACUACCCAAGCGUGCCACCAAUGAAUUAUUCUCUUCCAGAGUUUAAUCAUACUCUGAUCAACGGUACAUCACACAUGGGAAUGCAGCCCUAUGGGGAGGUGGAUACCAGCUCGAACCAGCUUAGCAAUGGCUAUUCUUCACCACCUGCCGAGUACACGCCCGGGCAAACACUGAUGGAGCCCUCAGAGUAUUACACUCUUGAAUACCCAGUGGGAUUGCCAUCUGGGUGCUCUGAUGUGACGGGAAGUUGCCAGUGCGGCAAUGAUUGUUGUUGCGUUGGCUGUCUUACCCAUAGUGGCCACGAUGGCUUUUCUUUGGAGGCUACCGCAGCAGAAAACAUCGAAGCCCCAACGGUGACUGCAGGUGAGCUGGGUGUCAGCACUUCUAAGAGUGAGGCCAUGAACAAUUUUUCUAGCCCCUCUUCAACAUCCAUGCUGUAA
Molecule: messenger RNA, 1323 nt
Organism: Aspergillus affinis
Lineage: Eukaryota; Fungi; Ascomycota; Eurotiomycetes; Eurotiales; Aspergillaceae
Gene: mac1
Product: putative copper-activated transcription factor GRISEA
Exons: 1
Coding region: 1-1323 (440 amino acids)
Source: RefSeq, a predicted model, not a curated record